AAGCAGCAGCAACCUUCUAGUUAUAUUCAGUGGGCGACGUGACCUGUUUCUCUCCAGUGGUGAUGUAAUUUAAUCGUAGAUAAAACUUUUGUCGCACUAUGCGCCUAUCUGUUCAAAUGCUGGACUCUUCCAGGUACCGAGACUAAAAGCGACGGAGCAGUCAAUUUCUAGCUGUUCCUGUACAUCAGGAGGAGCACCAAAUGCUACUUAGCUACACUGUUAGCAUCUUAGCAGCUGCUCCCUUAACUUGAAGGCAUCAUUGAGUCCUACUCAUAGAGUAUAUACUGCGUGAUAGCACAGAGAACAGCAAAAUGACCUCAGCUUCCACUAAAGUAGGGGAGAUCUUCUCUGCAGCUGGAGCUGCCUUCACCAAACUAGGAGAGCUCACCAUGCAGCUUCAUCCAGUGACAGACUCCAGUCCUGCAGGUUCCCAUCUUCCCUCUAGUGGUCAGAUGAAGAGCACAGUGAAGAGGAAGCUGUAUGAAGACGGAGCUCUGCCCGCCUCCUCUGACGGGCCUAAGAAGGUCAUGAAGAAAGCUACUGUUACUGUGGCAAUGGCAACACAGGGAACUCCAACCAUCAUCUCUGUGCCCACAGCUCAGGUUGAUGUGCCGUCAGGACUACAGGGUACCCCCUCCAACCAGCCUCCCCUGAAGAAACAGAAGACUGCAGAUGUAACCCUCAGUGCUCUGAAUGACUCAGAUGUCAACAGUGACCUUGUGGACAUUGAAGGACUGGGUGAGGGAUCCAACUCCAAAAAACUCAACAACUUUGAUCAAGAUAACCUCAACCUUGACUCCAGCCUUAUCAUGAAUCCCAGUGACCUUCCUCUGCUCUCCCGUUGACCUUUAACUUCCUGUGAAUUUUAUACAAAUGAUGGACAAAACUAUGAAAAUAAGUUGUCAUAAAAUAGACUUAUCUUUUUUUUCAUUUGAUUCUGACUACCCACAUUAGAGUAAAUAUAGCAGUAUUGAACAUUGUGUUGGGUCAUGCAGGACUCUUAUCGAAGUGGUCGCACUAUUGUGAGACUUGUUUACACUCUAAGAAAUGUGUUUGGAUCAUUUUUACUCCAAGACAUUGUUAUUUUAUACCAUUUCCUCUCCUCAUCUUUGACUUUUGCUUUGUAGUAACAUCCUAAAAAGUCCUAAAAUUUAAAAGACAAGUCUUUAUGCAGUGAAGUUCUAAGAUUCAUACUUUCAGAUGCGGGGAAAACAAAAGUUUUAGAACACCCCAAUUUUUCCAGUUUUUAUUGAAAUUUAAUGGUUCAAGUCAAGGGAAUAACCUAAAAUGGUACAAAGGUAUGUGGUGAACGGCCCAGAGUAAAAAAAAAAAAAAGUUCAAGUCACCAAAAAUUGAGAAAAUAUGCAAAUUU
This is a messenger RNA of Xiphias gladius (swordfish), 1372 nucleotides long. RefSeq lists its product as uncharacterized. The coding region runs from base 312 to 845 and encodes 177 amino acids. Gene Ontology annotation, cellular component: MLL1 complex; NURF complex. The transcript has 5 exons. The record is from RefSeq and is a predicted model, not a curated record. NCBI's taxonomy places the organism in Eukaryota, Metazoa, Chordata, Actinopteri, Istiophoriformes, Xiphiidae.